AUGGGUAAGAAAGGAUUCAAAUGCAGGGAGUGUGGGAAGAGCUUCAGACAGAGUGGACAACUUAAAUUACACCAACGGACUCACACAGGGGAGAAACCAUAUGAAUGUAUGGAGUGUGGGAAGAGUUUCCGACGAAGAGAUACCCUUAGAAUACAUCAACAAACUCACACAGGGGAGAAACCAUUUAAAUGUGUGCAGUGUGGAAAGAGCUUCAGUUCCAAUGCAACCUUUAGAUUACAUCAACGGACUCACACAGGGGAGAAACCAUAUGAAUGUAUGGACUGUGGGAAGAACUUCAGUCAGAGGGCACACCUUAAGUUACAUGCACAGACUCACACAGGGGAGAAACCUUAUAAAUGUAUGGAGUGUGGAAAGAGUUUCCGUCGAAGAGAUACACUUAGAAUACAUCAACGGACUCACACAGGGGAGAAACUAUUUACAUGUACGGAAUGUGGAUUGAGCUUCAGUCAGAAUGGAAACCUCAAAAAUCAUCAAAAGACGCAUUCAGGGGAGAAACCUUUUAAAUGUGUGGAGUGUGGAAAGAGUUUCCGUCGAAGAGAUACACUUAGAAUACAUCGACGGACUCACACAGGGGAGAAACCAUAUGAAUGUAUGGAGUGUGGAAAGAGCUUUAGUUCCGAUGCAGGCCUUAGAUCACAUCAACGGACUCACACAGGGGUGAAACCAUAUGAAUGUAUGGAGUGUGGAAAGAGCUUUAGUGAUAGUAGAACCCUUAGAAUACAUCAACAGACUCACACAGGAGAGAAACCAUUUAAAUGUAUGGAGUGUGGAAAGAGCUUCAGUUUCAAUUCAAACCUUAGACAACAUCAACGGACUCACACAGGAGAGAAACCAUUUAAAUGCACGGAGUGUGGAAAGAGCUUCAUUCAGAUUGGAAACCUUAGAAUACAUCAACGGACCCAUACAGGGGAGAAACCAUAUACUUGUAUGGAGUGUGGAAAGAGCUUCAGUCACAAUGCAGGCCUUAGAUCACAUCAACGGACUCACACAGGAGAAAAACCAUUUAAAUGUAUGGAGUGUGGAAAGAGUUUCAGUCACGAUGCAGGCCUUAGAUCACAUCAACGGACACACACAGGAGAGAAACCAUUUAAAUGCAUGGUGUGUGGAAAGAGCUUUAGUUAUGAUGCCGGCCUUAGAUCACAUCAACGGACACACACAGGAGAGAAACCAUUUGAAUGUAUCGAGUGUGGAAAGAGCUUUAGUUCCGAUGCAGGCCUUAGAUCACAUCAACGGACACACACAGGAGAGAAACCAUUUGAAUGUAUCGAGUGUGGAAAGAGCUUUAGUUCCGAUGCAGGCCUUAGAUCACAUCAACGGACACACACAGGAGAGAAACCAUUUAAAUGUAUGGAGUGUGGAAAGAGCUUUAGUUAUGAUGCCGGCCUUAGAUCACAUCAACGGACACACACAGGAGAGAAACCAUUUGAAUGUAUCGAGUGUGGAAAGAGCUUUAGUUCCGAUGCAGGCCUUAGAUCACAUCAACGGACACACACAGGAGAGAAACCAUUUAAAUGUAUGGAGUGUGGAAAGAGCUUCAGUUUCAAUUCAAACCUUAGACAACAUCAACUGACUCACACAGGGGAGAAACCAUUUAAAUGCAUGGAGUGUGGAAAGAGUUUUAGUGAUAGUGGAAGCCUUAGAAUACAUCAACGAACUCACACAGGUGAGAAACCAUUUAAAUGUAUGGAGUGUGGAAAGAGCUUCAUUCGGAUUGGCCACCUUAGAAUACAUCAACAGACACAUACAGGGGAGAAACCAUUUAAAUGUAUGGAGUGUGGAAAGAGGUUCAGUUGCAAUUCAAUCCUUAGAUCACAUCAACGGACUCACACAGGCAAGGGGAAACCAUUUGAAUGCAUGGAGUGCGGAAAGAGCUUCAGUUACACAUCUACCCUUAAAACACAUCAACGGACUCACAAAGGCGGGGGGGAAACCAUUUAA
This is a messenger RNA of Podarcis lilfordi (Lilford's wall lizard), 1959 nucleotides long. Lineage: Eukaryota; Metazoa; Chordata; Lepidosauria; Squamata; Lacertidae. The record is from the annotation of a GenBank genome assembly.